Molecule: messenger RNA, 4405 nt
Organism: Aedes albopictus (Asian tiger mosquito)
Lineage: Eukaryota; Metazoa; Arthropoda; Insecta; Diptera; Culicidae
Product: zinc finger protein 841-like
Exons: 5
Coding region: 105-1295 (396 amino acids)
Biological process (GO): regulation of transcription by RNA polymerase II
Cellular component (GO): nucleus
Molecular function (GO): zinc ion binding; DNA-binding transcription factor activity, RNA polymerase II-specific
Source: RefSeq, a predicted model, not a curated record
GUUACGACAGGGCACGGCAUAAAAAUCAAUCACCGUGGCUUCAGGGCAUAACAUAUUCAAAGUGUGAAACAUAAACAAUUUCCAGGUACCACCUAAACCGAAACAUGAAUCCCGUAAUUCCGGUAUGUCGGUUGUGCCUGAGAGAUGACCCGGAUCAUGCAUUCAAAAAUGAUGACUGCACAAACAGCACAGAAAAUUUCUCGGAACUGCCUUUGACGGAGCUUGUAUUGAAAUAUCUUCCAGUCCAGAUCAUGACAUCAGAAAGCUCAGAGCCUCCGAUCAUAUGUGAUUGUUGUGCAUCUCAGAUAAAACAGUGGCAUCGGUUCUAUACAACUUGCAUCGAUAAUGAUAAAAUCUACCACGAACGAUUAUCUGAACAGCUGGUACAUGAUGGAGCUGUACUACAUCAAGAAGAAGUAAUGUUACUGAAAGAGGAAAUGUUGGACAUUUUUGGUGAUUUUCCUGAGACAGUAGACAUUCAAAAUACAGAUACCAAACCAUUGGUCAUAGAUGAAACUGUAGAAGUUUCAAAUAACGAUGAAAAUGCGGUGGUUUCAGAAAUGCAAGUGGAAGUCGAAAUGGAGGAAGAAGUCGAAAUGCAAGCGGAAGUCGAAGAUGAAGAGUGGAAACCAAAAAAGGCUAACAAAAAGGUGAAACCUUCAUCGGAGAAGCCCAAAGUUUCACGACCGAAAUCGGACGAUGGUCUGAAUUUGUUCCUGAGGAGGCCUUGUGGGCCAAAAAGUCAACGUCGUAAGAAUCCUGGUCCCAAGGAAGCUGAGAUGUGUCCCAUCUGCGGGAAAUUCGUCAUGAUAUUGAAGCUGCACAUGCGACAGCACCUCGAUGAUCGAAGGUUCCAAUGCCCGCACUGUCCGAAGGCAUUUGUCGCAAGAGGUAGCUAUCUCGAACACGUGAACAUCCACACGCGGGAAAAGCUGUACAAGUGCGAUCAAUGCGACAAAGAGUUUGCUCAACGGAACGGAUGGAAGGCGCAUAAGGCAACCCACGCCAAGGAGUUUAAGUUUCCCUGCCCGGUGUGCGAGAAGGUCUACUACCAACGGUCAACCCUCACCACCCACAAACGGAUACACUUCAAACUACCGACGAUCAAGUGUCCCGAGUGUGAUCAUAUGUCAUUUUCUAACGGUGAACUGAAGUUGCACUUCAGAAAACAUCUGCCGGAUAGGCCGUUCGUCUGUGAACUCUGUGGACGUGCCCAGUGCUGGGAAAUCUCGCGAAGUUCUUUCUGCGGAGCCAAAACCAUGCAAAUCACAGCUACCCAUGGUGAUAACUGCUAAAUUGUUCGCUACUGUAGCCUAGUUUGUUGAAAUUCAUCGGUAACCAUACGUUCCUACGGUAGCUUGCUACAGUAGGUCGCUAAUGUUGGGCAAAUUACCUCACUUCUAAUUGACUGUUUGUAGUAGUGAACCGUGGAGCCGUAUGUAGGAUUCGGACCGUGAUUCGGACAGGAUUCUUUCCGACAUCGCAGUCUCGGGACAAACCGCACUCAUUUAAUCCAGAUUUCCGACCAGAGCAAACCCAGCUAACACAAAGUCUUACAUGGUGUUGAAUAGGAUGCUAAAGUGGAGGCCAUAUGCGUACAUGCUUACAUUUAACCGCGUGUAAAGUGUGCGUAUAUCGCCUCCACUUUUGCAUCCUAUUCAACAUCAUAUGCGAUCGUGUGUUGACUGGGAAUACACCAAAUCCACUGACUGCGUCUUGAGAGAGGAGUUAAACAGGCUUCUUUAUGCUGGGUAUUCAGAGACAAACGGGUUGGGCAUGUCUUAGCUGUAAGAAUUGGUUGGGCUACCGGAACAAGGCGACGGGGGGGAACGUAACCAUUACAGUGACAGAAAGGUUUUCACUGGCAGAAUCGAACGGACAACCGCAGAUUAAACCAAGGAUUAAACCUUUUGAGAAAUGGCAGUUCAGUGAAGGAACAGACUCUCCUCCUGUCUUCUCCUGCUGCACGGACGAGGCCUCGGAAGGACCUAUGCUUGGAAGGCAUAACAAGAGGGUGUUCGGUGGAAGAAUCAGACGGGCGAUCGGUAAUCGUUCCUAGGAAAUACAGUGGUCCGAUCAGGGAAAGGUCAGGGAUUGGUCAGUUGAAGAGGAAUGAAAAUACAACGAGCUCAACAUAUAUUUAACACAUUGAGAUAGUUUUAAUAACGAAUAUAGCUUUAAAGGAAAAAAACUGCUCCUAAUGAAAUACGUAAAACGAAUUUCACUGACACUCGUUUGGAGCUCCCACACAGUGGCUGCUACCGUAGAAAUGGUUUAGAACGCCUACUGUAUUGAUUCAAAUAAAUUUCUCCCGGAUUUCAAAAGACAACGAUUUAAUCAUGAAAUCAAAGCAAACUACUGUUACCAGUGAAGAGAAUUGUCAGACAAAAGAGGCACAAAACAAGCAACAUAGAAGGUGCGACGAUUACUCUUUAUCCCUACUGGUAACAGAUAAUGACAUGAUCUCGAAAUUUUUUGUUGCAGACAAAACGGAAGCUGAAUUUGUUGCGUACUUUUCAACUCGUGAAUAAUCAAUUAUUGCUAACCCUAAGUCGAAACUGUUUGAUGAUAGAGAGAGCUUCGCCAGAGUUGCAGUGUUUACCGACUCGAAGUUACCGUUCGAAAAUCGUAAUGCAAGGCUUAAAAAUCUCUAAACUCGUGAUGUACGAUGUUAAUCCCAUUAUUUUCAAGUUGGGACAAACUUAUGUCGCAUGGGUUUGUUUGUCGCAACAAAUACAGGUUGCGACAUUGUCAUUAUUGUUGCGCGAUAGUUGAAUUUUGAUUCACUGACUGUUACCAUUCCCAGCACUGCAUAUAAAGCUAUGUUCAAUAUUAAUAUGUGAAAAUCCACGUAUAAAAAUACCCAAAAAUUGGUUUGACUAAAAAAACAUUUUGUGUUGGGUUAGAUUCAGAUAAUAGCAAUUUAAUUACUUUGAUCCAUUUUGAAUUAUAUUCUUAAUGGUUGGUGUGGGGUUUGGUUCUCCGAAAUAGGAUUAAUUUAAUUUCGCAAAUGGGCAUGUAUUCUAAAUUGACUUCAAUUUAUUUUUUUAACUUUUUUUUAGCGUGAUCGUUUUUUCAAUAUUUCAAUUUUUUACUUGAAAGUUCACACAAAUUUCCUAAAGUCACACAUACCACACUUUUUGUAGGUCAUGUUAUUUUUAAGUUACAUUGGUAUAAAAAAACGGUCAAAAACUUAAGCCCUUUUCAUAUAUUAGUGUAGAUAAAUUUAAAAAAAACAACAAAGUAUGCAACGUUGCUUUAAAGUACAUAGUCUUCAUACCUACACAAUUCCAUUAAAAUCUGAGAGGGUGCUGCCAACCCCAAAAUCUAGUUUGCGAGAAAUUCGUCAUGCACUCUAAAAAAACACGCAACCAAAAAUGUUCAAAGUGCCAAAACUUUUUUGUACAUUUUUUUACCACUAUAAAAAUUUUACAGAUGAUAGCUAACAGAAUGAACUUUAUUCUCACAAAAAAAACACGAAGGUAAAAAAAUAGCUUUUUGAGAUAUUUAAUUUUUAGUAACAAAAUUCAGUUUUUUUAGAAGAAAAACUAAAUAAAUUUUUCAAUGUGUAUUUUUCUGAGAGCCACCAUAUAUUAUUCUACAACUUUGCUGAAGACACCUUUCCGAUCGAACAAGCCGUUUCCGUGUUAUAAUUUUUUAAUUGAUUGUGUUCCAUUUUUUCAUAGGCCCUAUUUGAAAAUUAGUCGAGACAAAAUAUGAACUUUUGAUAUGAAAAAAUGGUUUCUCAUAUAAAAAGGAAUAGUAUACAAAAGUAUCAAGUAGAUUAAAAAACAUCGAUUAAAAUGGAUUGGUGCUGGUCCGUGGAAAGCCUCAAUGGAGGUGAGGGGAUCAUUUCGUGUAUUACACAGCGAGUUUGUUUACACAAACAAUCUACUAACACAAGCUUACAGGAACUUCCUCCACACCUUAUUUAUAUCACAUUGGGUCAGCCACACUCUUAGCAAGGAUGGAAACAGGCCCGGAUUAAGGAUUGUGGGAGCCCGGGGCCCGAGCGGUUGUGAAGGCCCCUCGGAGGUACAAAUGCGAUGAGCAAUACAGUUUCUCUUUGUUUUUAGUAGUACUUGAACCAAAAAUGGUUUUUGUGGGGGCCCCUAAAAUGUGGGGACCCGGGGUCCUGGCCCCGCGCCCCCCCCCCCCCCCUUAGAUCCGGCCCUGGAUGGAAACGAAAUCUGCUAGCAAGCGUUGGAUUAGAACCCAGCAGGACAUUGCUACAGAGGCAGACCCCAAGGCUCAUGACGGCGCAGCCUCCAAAAAUAAAUAAAACCAGGCGAUAGAAAUUUGAUCUGGCCAUAGGACAAGGCGAUGUACCAUCAUGGGUGCUCAGGACUGAAAGUAAGCUCCGUUCCAAUGUAGGUACCAACAAUAAUAACUAAAAUGUUUGAAU